This is a messenger RNA of Mesorhabditis spiculigera, 1260 nucleotides long. NCBI's taxonomy places the organism in Eukaryota, Metazoa, Nematoda, Chromadorea, Rhabditida, Rhabditidae. The record is from the annotation of a GenBank genome assembly.
AUGAUGUUGCUCUACCUUGUGGUCCAGGCGGUAGAUGAGCGGAUAACCUUUGCCGCAUUUCAAGAUUGGUUCAUGCAAACGUGCAUACGGUAUCGAAGACACGUCCACUUCCCAAAUGGUGUCGCCGCGAUCAAUAGUACCGUCACUGUUCACGCCCAAAUUCAUCCGGGAGCGAAGCGAUGGCGCAUCAGUCUGGUAACCGACAACCUAUGGCGCGUCGUGAUCGCCCUGGACGCCGUUGUCGAGCAGAAUCUGCACUACUACGCUUCUUCGCUGGAUAAUCCGCGCACCGCGGCUCCCAAGUGGCUCCUCGGCUCGCCGGUCUUCGAUGGAACGCCGUAUGGCAAAGGAAAGUGGCUGGACGUGACGAUGAGGAUCGUUAGUGAUCGUCUGAUCCGGGUGUCGUUCGGAAAAGGGUCUGGUGUCCGGGAGCACCUCUACCGACUUCCAGACACAUUUCCGGGCCGUGCAACGCAGAGUCAUACUGUCAUUGUAUCCGGCGACCUGAGCUCGAUCAAAAUCGGUGGGACGGCGAUCGGGAGUAACAACCAAUACGGAAGCGCUCGAGAUUUGAACGAGAAUACGGCCGUCGAUGAAAAAGUGUCUUUCAAGAAGUUUCAAGAAUCGCACGUCCAUUUCGCCCGGAAUGCCCAGAAUGGCAGCACGUUGCAGGUGCACGCCCAGAUUCUACGUGGUGCGAAGCGCUGGCGGAUCAGUUUGCUGCACAGCAGUCAGAUGAGCGUGGGGAUUGCGCUCGACGUUAUCGUCGACAAAAAUCUACACUAUUACGCUUCGUCAAUUAAUGACACAAAGAUCUCGCAACCAAACUGGGUGCUCGGCUCGCCCGUGUUCGACCGGGCCCCCUUUGGUCCGGGACAAUGGCUCGAUGUGACGAUGCAAGUAAUCGGCUUCCGGCAAAUCAAGGUGAUGUUCGGGAAAGGUUCCGGCGUGCGCGACUACGUCUUCACCAUGCCCGCCGAGCUGCCCACCCGGAAUACAAGGGACCUGAAUAUGGCUGUGGUUUCCGGCGAUCUGCGCUCCAUCAAAAUCACUGGCACCGCACUUGCCGGCAGUAAUCAAUAUUCACAAGCCGCCGAUCUCGUCGAAAACACGGCCAUCCACGUCGAGAAGGGCGACAAGCCAAUCGUCCAGCUGUCGAUGGCUGAUUAUCGGGAGAGGAUUCGGGCAUUGAUGGCUAGGAUGGAUCGAGAACAGGAAGAGGAGAGACCGCCUGUCUAUCGGGGAGUAGAUGAUAACUAC